This is a messenger RNA of Porites lobata, 1806 nucleotides long. The record is from the annotation of a GenBank genome assembly. NCBI's taxonomy places the organism in Eukaryota, Metazoa, Cnidaria, Anthozoa, Scleractinia, Poritidae.
AUGGAUUGUGUUAAGUGUGCACGUAAGGGUAUCAAGUACCGUUGCAUUGGCUGUAAAUCGCCCAUUUGCAAUGUAUGCUCAACACCUUGUACAGAGGAAACGCCAGGGUAUUCUGAGGAAGCCUAUUGUGUUGGAAAAUUUGACGAGUGUCAGCAUGGCCGUAAGCGAAAGCUCCCUGACCUUCCCACGGCAGCAAAGUCUCAACAAUCCAGCCUCUCUUUUUAUUUUACCAAGAAAACAAAAACACCUGUACCAACAACGGAGACACCCGUAAAUACACAACAGCAGCUACACUACGAUUGCAAUCCAUCAAGAGCCUCGACAGAAACAAGAGAUCGCCCUUCAACAGCUGUGUCAUCCACUCCAUCUGCUAAGAAAACAAGGGCCCUAACUGUAGCAGCAGCAAAUCGUUGGAAAACAACAUCCUUGGCUGAACACUUAGGAAGUGAGUGGCUCGUAAUAAAUGCUGACAAGGGAGAUCACGUCGUCAAUUUAAAUUGUUCUGUGUGCGAAACUCAUGCUGGCAAGUUAAAAGGUAUGAAGAACUUUUCGACAGUCUGGGCUUUCACUGGAUCAACCAACCUUCGCGUAAGUAAUGGCGAAGAUCAUGCACGGGGUGAGCCUCACAAAAGGGCAUUAGACUUGCACUUAAAAGGCAACAAAGGGCAGAGUGCUUUUGAAAGGGCUGAGGCUAUGAAAGCUUCCAACGAUGCAGGGCAGCAACUCAUCACAUGUGGUAUCAAAAACAUGCAAUCAGCCGAUUUGGAAAGACGAAAUUAAAAUUUGAAACUGCGUAUUUCAUAGCAAAAGAGGAACUGCCACUUUUAAAAUACUCGCAAAUUUUAAAGCUGGAGGAAAAGCAUGGUGCUGACAUUGAGAGAGCAUAUCGGAAUAGACAGAGUGGCACCACUUUCAUCAACUACAUUGGAGACGAACUCGGUUAAAGAUUAGAGGAGAAGAUAUCUGGUGUCAAUUUCUUUAGUGUUCUGACGGACGGCUCUGAGGAUGCUUCAGUUUCAGAGAAAGAAGCCAUUUUCGUCCAGUACCUGGAGCAAAAUCCCCCUGGAAAAGAUAGAAUUGAAGUUGUUACUGCAUUUCUCAGGUUGGUACACAUGCAUUCUCGAAACACUUUAUAUAUUUACAAAAGUUAAACUGUCAUUAAUUUUAGUAUUCCUAUUUGGUAUUUCUGUGGCUGUGCAAUGUGUAAAAAGCAAAAGUAAGUGACUAAAAUUACUUAAGUUCAUCUGCAUUUCAAGGUAUUGUGAACAACAGCUAUCCACCAAGCGUUCACAGCCUGGAUUAUUAUUUUGAGGACAUCAAGAAAAUUUGCACUUUUGACGUCAUGAUAAACAAUAUCAAACAAAUCUACACAAAUAUAAAACAGUGCAACAUACAGAGUUUUUAAAUGCAAUAUUCCUCAUAGGGGCUUAAAAAUCAUUUCACAUGUAGAAAUCUGCAUGUAUGUUCUUUUCACAUGAAAGUGCUGUAUAAAGCUACGCAAUUUGUUUAAAUAAACGGAAGAACAAAAUUUAUUUAUUCACACAAGUCAGUGGAUUUCUCAGUCUGAGCAGGAGAAAUUUAAAUAGUUUAAUUGUACCUAUCAGAAGCGUGUAUGACAUUUUUGCACACACCACUAAUUUCUAAGACGUCUCUUUCGCGUGGUCUGUGUUCUCGUGCUAGUACACGUUGGGUGAGCUAAACUAUAUUUCACUGACUUUAGUGACACACCCCCAGGUUGGCAGAUUUGAAACAUGGCAGUGCAACGGGCAUUGUAAGUUGCAUCAAAGACAGCUUCCAGGCCAUUAA